CCCAAAACGUCUACAACAUCAUUCUACAUCAGUCUUGACAUGUUUUUUUUUUUUAAUUUCUUUGAAACAUACACAAUAAAUAAAUAAUUAAAUUGAGUUUAACGACAACGCGUUGCUUUCGACCAUCCGGCAAGCAUUAACAAAUUGAAGAGAAAAUUGGCUGACUUAAAUCCCCACAGAAAAGCAGGAUAUUCACACCGAUUUAUUGAAUAAAUCCCUUAAACGACUUACAUUCAUGUUCGACGACCAUCACCAUUACCACCAGCAACAGCAGUUUCACUUCAACUUACUUCACGCGGACAUAUCCUUUUGUAAACAUUGAGAUUGCUGGAAAUAUAUUUCACAACACAACAGCAGCCGAAAGUAGAACAAAGGACAGAAGGACGACAUAAAGGCCAGGGAAAUCCCGGCAUAAAAGACCAAAAAUGCCACCAAAACAGAAAAAAGGCAAGAAAGUCAAAGCUAAGACAACCCUUAUCGAUGGCGUCGAUACUUCCAACAUGAGCCGCGAUCAGCUGGAGGCCUUUGCCGUUCGGCUAAAGGCCGAAAUGGAACGUGAACGUGAAGAGCGUAAUUUCUUUCAAAUGGAAAGAGAUAAAAUACGCACUUUUUGGGAAAUUACACGUGGCCAACUGGAGGAUAUCACCACUGAACUAAGGCAAAAGGAUCAUGAAGUCGAAAUGACCCAGCAGGUGGCCGAUAUUGAAGCCAAACAGAUAAUGCAGCAAAUGAAACAUUUGCAAUUUGAAAAUCAAAAUAAAAUCAGUGAGGUAAGGGCAGAGGCCAUGACCCAAUUGAAAAUGUCGCAGGAAGAUCAUGAGACUCAGGAAAUGCAAUUGCUGAAAGAUCUCAGGGAGCUGAAGCGUUUGCGUAGAGAAGAUCAGGAGAUGCAUGAACUGCAAAUACAGCAGCUUAAAAUGAAUAAUAUCGAAAGUAUAACUGAUCUUCGCACAAAAUUCGAAAAAGAAUCCAAAGACUUGACCCUCCUGCAUGAGGAGAAAAUGUUGGAUUUGAAGAAUGAAAUCGAGUUGAUCUAUCGCAUGCAGAUGUUCGAAGUGGAAGAGCGUAAAAAUUUACAAAUCCAAAAACUGAUUGAAAAUCAUGAUAUGGCCUUUAACGAUAUGAAAACCUACUACAACGAUAUCACUCUCAACAAUUUGGGCCUGAUAAGUUCCCUGAAAGAGCAAAUGGAAACUUUGCGAAAGCAGGCCGAGAGAAAUGAGCGUUUGGCUGCUGAUAUGGCGGUAGAGAAUCGAAAACUUAAGGAGCCCUUGGAACAAGCCAAACAGGAGUUAGUGGUUAUGAAACGUAAGCUCGAAUUCUAUGAUCGUGAUAGAGCUCAACUAAGUCGUUUGAAGACACGCAAUGCCCAAGUGGAGAAACAAUUAAAAGCUCUUACCUGGGAAACUGAAGCUUUGCUGUUGCGCAAUGACACUUUGGUCAAAGAACGUGAAGAGUUAAAAAACAAAUUCGAAGAUGUAGUCAUCGAAUUGCAACAGAAGACUGGUUUGAAAAAUGUCUUGCUUGAACGUAAGAUAGCCAUUAUGGAGAGAGAGGGAGAGAAACAGGAAAUCAUGCUCAAAGAGACCAUAGAAACAUGUGCCGCGGUGGCCAAAGCCUCGGGUAGAGAGAUGGAAUCGCCUCUCGAAUUGGAACGUAGAGUGGAAAAUGUCUUGGAUGAAAAGAAUAAAUUGAUACAGGAAUUGCGCUACGAAUUGGCCAGACUGACAAAGGCCCAUGAUGAUCUCUUGGCUACAUAUGAGGCAAAGCUGGUGCAAUAUGGCAUACCCAAAGAGGAAUUGGGAUUUGAGCCACUUCGUACCACCUCCAGAUGGACUUAUUUGUCGGGACCAGCGGGUUUGGUUACAAGGAAUCCUUAAAUUUGUUUUUUAAAGCAUUUUUCUUUGACUCUUAAAACAAAAAUAAAAAAAAAAAAAUAUGAAAAUUCUUUAAAAUAUACUUGAAAUUUAAA
Messenger RNA from Stomoxys calcitrans (stable fly), 1972 nucleotides. RefSeq names its product dynein regulatory complex subunit 4 (gene Gas8). Gene Ontology annotation, molecular function: microtubule binding; small GTPase binding. The record is from RefSeq and is a predicted model, not a curated record. The transcript is spliced from 4 exons. Gene Ontology annotation, biological process: cell motility. Bases 426 to 1880 code for a protein of 484 amino acids. Gene Ontology annotation, cellular component: Golgi apparatus; microtubule; motile cilium. NCBI's taxonomy places the organism in Eukaryota, Metazoa, Arthropoda, Insecta, Diptera, Muscidae.